Messenger RNA from Phascolarctos cinereus (koala), 963 nucleotides. RefSeq names its product olfactory receptor 10Q1-like. Gene Ontology annotation, biological process: G protein-coupled receptor signaling pathway. Lineage: Eukaryota; Metazoa; Chordata; Mammalia; Diprotodontia; Phascolarctidae. The record is from RefSeq and is a predicted model, not a curated record. Gene Ontology annotation, molecular function: olfactory receptor activity; G protein-coupled receptor activity. Gene Ontology annotation, cellular component: membrane.
AUGUCAGGGGUUCUUAAUCCUGAGCCUAUAACUAAUCAGUCUGGCCCCACUGAGUCUGUGUUCUGGUUGCUCACCACUUCCCCCAAGAUCCAGGCCCUCCUCUUCUGCUUCUUCCUCCUCCUUUACAUGAUGAUCCUCUGCAGUAACACUGCCAUCAUCUGGGCCACCUACACCCACACCUCACUACAUGCACCAAUGUACUUCUUCCUGUCCAGCUUGUCCUUUGUGGAGAUCUGCUACACUACGUUGGUACCACCGAUGCUCUCCAACAUCACUGGGGCUAGGAAACCCAUCCCAUUGGCUGGUUGUGCUACCCAGAUGUUCUUUUCCACCCGGGCCAGCACUGACUGUUUCCUACUGGCUGUCAUGGCAUAUGACUGUUAUGUGGCCAUCUGCCAUCCCCUGCAAUACACUCUCAUCAUGACCCCACAGCUGUGUACCCAAAUGCUGACUGGUUCCCUAGGCUUGGCUCUCUUCCUUUCACUGCCACUCACAUUAUUGGUCUUUACCUUGCCCUUCUGUGGACAUUUAUUGGAGAUCAACCAUUUCUUCUGUGAGGUACCACCUGUACUCCACCUGGCCUGUGCUGACACUCAUGUGCUACGGGUCGUCCUCUAUGUGAUAAGCAUGAUUGUAUUGACUGCACCCUUCCUUCUCAUCUGCAUCUCCUAUGUCUUCAUUACUAUCACCAUCUUGCGCAUCCCCUCAGCUGAGGGGUGCCAGCGAGCCUUCUCCACCUGCUCUUCUCAUCUCACUGUGGUCCUGCUACAAUAUGGCUGCAGCAGCCUGGCCUACUUUAGGCCCCCAUCAACCACCGAUGCAGAUGAGGACUGGCAUCUUGCCUUAGUCUACACUUUUGUCACUCCCCUCCUCAACCCCAUCAUUUAUAUGUUAAGGAACAUGGAUGUCAAAAAUGCUUUGAAAAAAGCCGUAAGCAAAAAGGCUGCUUCUGGGAAUCUGUGA